This is a messenger RNA of Nasonia vitripennis (jewel wasp), 1983 nucleotides long. RefSeq lists its product as uncharacterized. The record is from RefSeq and is a predicted model, not a curated record. The transcript is spliced from 8 exons. Lineage: Eukaryota; Metazoa; Arthropoda; Insecta; Hymenoptera; Pteromalidae. The coding region runs from base 215 to 1444 and encodes 409 amino acids.
CGCGCGCUCGCACUGUUCAACCACUCUUCGAACUGCUCACAUUGCCUAUAGCUGCUCCACGCUAUAAGUCGCCUAUACUUAUAACUCUCGUCUCCUGCGCAGCGCUUGCCGGAUCCGUAUCGUCUCAUCUCUCCAAUUCUACUGAGUUUCGUGCUCAACUCAUCAGCGAUUUUCACUGCGGCUUUGGUUCAACAGAGAGGGAAUCAAUAUCGUCAUGCUUGUCGAUCCAAUAGAAACUUGUCCUUACAAUCGCGUCCACAGGGUCAGGAAAUCCUGUAUGCCAUAUCAUUUACGCAAAUGCCUUCAGAAUCCAGACAAUCAAAAAAAGCUACUAACCUGCCCUUUCGAUGCUCGCCAUCACGUGCAUCCUCUUGAAUUUCAAUGCCAUAUCGCUAAUUGUCCAGCAAGAGAAAGCGUGAUUCAGUACAAGUUGAUAAAUUAUGACGAUCACGCCUACAAUAAUAUAUUACCAAUCGAAACAGAAUCAAUUGCCUGUUCAGAUGAAAACUGGGAUACAGAACCUGAAGUAAAAAGUUAUAAUCCUGAAAAAAUCAUUCAAAAUCGAGCAAUUGUACGCCAGUCAAUAGGUCUAACCAAAUCUAGAAAAAGGGAAUUUAAAUAUAAUGAGAGACGAAGAAUUCAACAAUUGGAAGCAAAUAAUGAAAGUCAGGCAAAAAUGACUGCACAAGUCCCAGAAGCAGAUGAUAAUAAUAAUGAAUACAAACCUUUACGUCGUCCGAAAAAGCUGUCUGAUACACUGAACUCAUCUGCAUUAUCAUUAAACAGUUCAAUUGGCCCAGCUGCAGGAGAGAAGUCUACACAGCAGAAAAAGCCAAUGCAUCAAAAUCAAGCAAAAGCAAACACUUCAGAAGAGUUAAAUGUAAUAAAUGAGCGAGAAGAAAAAAUUCCUGGAAAAGCUCAAAAAGAAAAUGCUAAUGGCAAUGAACAUAAACCCUUACGUCGUCCGAAAAUGCUUUCGAAUGAUACGUUGAACAUGACUGCUUUAUCAUUAAAUUGUUCAGUUUCUUCAAUUGCAAGUGAGAAAUCUACGCUGCAGAAUAAGCCCACUUCAGCUAAUGCAGGUGCUUUAUGGGCUUUGCCAAAAUAUACUCAAAAGGCCAAUACAUCUGCCCCGAGUAGUUAUGCAGCUGCAUUGUCCAGAAAUGCCAGUAAAAAGUCAGAUAAUUUUAAUCCAAUCUCCGAGAAUGAACGUUAUGAAUAUAACAAGGAAAACACUAUAAACAACUCCUCUUUCUGGGGACAUAAUAGUUUAAGUAAAAAAAUGUCAAAAACGGUUGAAGGAAUUAUUAAGGACGAUGCAGUACACGAGAAGAAAACUGAACUGUUGAAUCAACAGAUGGAAGAGUUAUCAAUUUUUAAGAAGAACUCAAAAGCAGACAAGAAAAUUGUGAAAAGUGCUUCUAAUUUUCCGGCAUCAAAGUAAUAUUUAGUACGACUUCCAAGUAUUGAUAGACAGAAAUUUUCAUUUUUAAUUAUAGUAUGUAAGUUGCUUUUAUUAAACUACGAUUUCCACUAGAAAGAUUAAUUUUUAAAAUAAGAUGUUUGUUUGUCUAAUAAGAAUCAUUAAGAGGAUCGUAUAAUUAUUUGUUUUAUGUAGGAAUUAUAAACUAUGAAAACAGCUUAAGGUUUUCAAAACUAGAAUUUAGUUUACAUGUGUUACCAAGCUGUACCAAAACAUAAGCAAGUUAUUUGCUUAUGAAAGUAUGUGACACGAAAUUUUAUGUUUGAUUAAAAUAUGAUAGACUACACAUAAUUAGUAAUUGCAAUGUGUAAAUAAAUUCUAUCAAAUAAGCUAUUGUAAUGAACUGAAAUAUGACUUGAAAAAAAAUGAAAUUGUAUUACAUGUAGCACUAAGAAAGAAAUCUCAAACUCGCAUUAAACAUAAGGAGCACAUAUAUUUGUAUUACAAAAAGUUUUAUAUACAAUUUGCAAAUAGAAUAAAUUCACAAUUUUAAUGAUGUA